Messenger RNA from Ruditapes philippinarum (Manila clam), 2604 nucleotides. RefSeq lists its product as uncharacterized. Lineage: Eukaryota; Metazoa; Mollusca; Bivalvia; Venerida; Veneridae. The record is from RefSeq and is a predicted model, not a curated record. Gene Ontology annotation, molecular function: polyubiquitin modification-dependent protein binding; microtubule binding. Gene Ontology annotation, cellular component: nucleus. The transcript has 8 exons. Bases 26 to 1702 code for a protein of 558 amino acids. Gene Ontology annotation, biological process: mitotic spindle assembly; attachment of spindle microtubules to kinetochore; protein K63-linked deubiquitination.
GCAUACCUAACUAGAGGUGUUCCGAAUGAAAACGGAUAUGGCGGUUAAUAUUUCGGGAACUGUUUUAGCUUCCCUUUACUAUGACAAUUCGUCGAGUAUCGGAGAUCAGACUGGUUUUCUUAUUGGAGAAGUAGUACAUCAUAUACAUGAUACAAUCAGUGACUCGCAAAUAAAUAACAGAGAAGUGAAGACCAAAACAUAUGUAUUUGAGUGUUUAAGAUGUCCCAAAGACCAGCUGUUUUAUAAUGGUAAAGGAGAUAUACAAGUGGAAAAGGUCAAAGACCUCCUACGUGAUAAACACAAGAAAGUUGUUGGUUGGUACUGUUUUAGAAGGAAUUCGACUAUCCGACCAUCAUUUAGGGAGAGACUGUUGCACUAUAAUCUGACUCGGACAUUUGUCCAAGAUGGGGACAAGUUCUUGUUUUUAUUGUGCUCUGCCAAGACCAGUACGAACAGGUCAACACACACGUUUGAUCACAGUUUUCUACAUGUUGAUAAUGAUGUAUUCAAGAAAGUGCCUGUAGAGAUUACAAAUCUAGGUGAUACAACACAUACCGAGUAUAGGAGUGAGGCCAGUCAUACUGUAGAUAGCACACAUGGUGCCUUUAGUCGCAUUGUACAGUCACAUGAGGGUGAAUUUCUCAAUACAUUUGGACAGAUGGAGGUAAAGAAGGUGCAGAUGCUCAAUGGUGCUAUAAGGAGACAACUAGAUAGUAUAUCCCAAACAGUGAUAGAUAGUGAGGCAAAAUGUAGUGACCUUGAACAGGAGGUCGCUAUGUACAGAAAGAGAGCAAAGUUAAAACUUCUAGAACAACAACAACAGGCUUUACAGCAGCAAAAAGGGUCAAAAGUGAGCAAAGGUCCAUCAGUAGAUGACAUUUUAUCAAUGGAUCAAGUAGAUGACCUUCCUUCUGAAAUAUUAGUGGGUCAAGGUCAAAAAGAAAGAACUAAAGGUGAAAGGUCAAAAGGUGAUGUGGAAUUGAAAUCUAGCACAGGUAUGAAACAGCAAGACAUGGAGACAGAAUCAAACUUACUCGACAGAUAUAGUGAUAUGAACGAAAAGAAAACGCAUCCAGUGAAAUUGACUGCUCCUGCACAAAUGCAUUCGCGUUCGUCAUCGUUACCUGUAGACACGUCAAACAUCAACUCUAGUCAGUUAAACACUGCGCAUACAAGGAGUAAAUCUGGAGAUGCCAGUGAAGAAAAAUCGAAACCUGUUAAAAAUGACACCAAAGGAAACAAUAGUGAAGAUCCUUUUGACUUUGUAGGAAGCAUGCUAGCUGAAUCAAAGAAAGAUACACAAAAAUCACAUAAUUUAGGACAAUUAAAGAAAAAAGAUACCAGUGUUGAUAUGGAGACAGAAGAACCGAUACCUAGUAAAUUUGCAGAUCAAAGACAAACAAGACAUAAAGAUGCAGCUGUUUCUGCAGCUAAAUCAUUUAAUCCGAGUACGCGAUUAACUAGAGGUCAGAAGUUAAAAGGUCAAGAACAAGUGACGGAAAGUGUUGUAGGUAAAGGUCAAAUUUCAAACAAUUUAUUGCAUGAAAAUACAGAGGAGGGUGAUGGACUUAAGUUUGAAAAGUCUAAAAAUCACGGAAAUUUGAAAACUUGCGGACAGGAAGUCACAGAGAUUAUGACAGACGAGGACUCGACAUCACAAGAUAAUUAUGAAAUGGACGUGUCAGCCUCUCCAGUCUAUUGAGUAUAUUGGCUUUUUUCCGUCUAGUCAUUCUUUUUCAUAUUCUAACGCCACAUUCAUCCUUUUACUAGACUCUUUUUCUCCACAAUUCUGCAAGAAGAGAAAGUUUAUUUUUGUCAUGUGUGGAAAAUAUCCAACUUAAUUAAAGGAGGUUGCUCAUCAUUCAGCUGCAUUUCUAAAAAAUGAAUGUUGUAAAGUAAAGGAUGUGGGAUUUUUGCAUGAAAUAGGGUCCGGUAAUCUGAUUAUCUAGGUCUUGUCCCAAUAGGCUAAAUAUUAAAAAACAAUCAAAUCUUGAAAAUUUCCAAAAAUUGAUAAGAUUUCCCACAACUUGAGUGUCAGGACAUGUAAUGGUUUUUCAUGAAAGAACUCAAAUAAUGAAAGGUUUAUUAUCAGAAAAAGCGAAUGUCUAAACCAAGUUUAUUAAAUUUUCAAGAUUUUUAUUUGGUUACCAUCACUUCCAAGUUUAAUUGGCAAUGAAUGAUUGUUGCAAAAAAAAAAUGAAUACUUGUAAUUUUCCACAAAGAAACUUUGAAAUAAAUAUUUCUAGACAUAAUUAGACCAAACACAAAUUCUAUAUUGUAUGAUUCAACUUUAUAUUCAUAAUUUUCCACCUGAAUUGUUUUGUGAUUUUUAUAUGUACCACCUUAUAUUUAUGAAGGUUUAUUAACUUAUUACCACUGAAUAUAAAUUCUUGACAUAAAUAUUUGUUCUAUUUUUGCCACAAAAUAUUUCACUAAGAACAAUUAUUGGAAUCCCCUAAUAUUAGUGGGUUUAUUUUGUGGUAAUCUUUAGUUUGUCAUAGACUAUAAUGACAACAUAUUAGGAUUGUGUUAACACACUGUAUGUUGUGUAAAUGAUGUAUUAUGUGUUUUAAACAGUUCAUGUUUCAUAUUUUCACAUAUAAU